AUGGAGAUCGACCUCGAGGGUGUAAGCAGUGUCGAGUGUGCAGAGAUCGAGACUGACGCUGGCAACGAAAUUCUGCUGGAGCAGAUCGUUAUUGAUGGCGGAAGCGUCACCCUGAAGAGCUCCAGCUACGUCCGAUUCGUCAACGUAGAAUUCGACGUCAAGCCUGGAGCCACCCUGGUGUUCGACAUGCCCGAGACGUACUUCGGACCCAACACGGCGCGCAAGGAGGGCACGUGGUACUACAACAGCUUCGGCAUGAACGUCGACGAAGGCGCGACCGUAACCUUCGCGGGGGACGUUGUGGCCAGCGAUGUCUCCAACGCCUUCACCGCGUUCUACAACAGGGGGUCCAUGGAAUUCCAAAAGACGGCUCUGUUCGAGGACGGCACGUACGUCUUCUACGAGAACCAAGGAACCAUCAAGUUCCGUGGAGACGCCACCUUCCGGAACAACCGAUUUCACGCCAUACAGAACAUUUUUUCGGGCUAUAUCAGGUUCUCCAAGGACGUUCUCUUCGAUGGGAACUCGUACGAGAAUGACAACAUCGGCAGCUGCAGCCUCUCCUGCAUCGACGAGGAAUCGAGAAUUGUCGUGCGAGGGGAUGCGGUCUUUCAGAACCACAACUGCCCUGGGGUGGCGCUCUGGCAACUCUACGGUACCACAAAGUUCUACGGGAAGGCGUACUUCAACAACAACUCCCGCGAUAAAUCCACCUUCGACUACAACAUGGACGGGAACCUCGGAGGCGCGGUCGUUGUGUCCGGCGGCACGAUGACCUUCAACGGGGCCGUGCAGUUCAACGACAACUCCGCUGAGGCGUUCGGUGGUGGAAUCGGCAUCGAAGACGGCGACGUAAUCUUCAAGAAAUGGACCACCUUCGACGGCAACUCUGCCGAUAAUGGAGCCGCCUUCGCUAUGACGGGGGGGACGCUCACGUUCCAGGAACCGAAAGUUGUGACUCGGUUCACCAACAACGACGUCUAUGAAGACGAGUACCCGGUCGAAGAAAGCUGCACGGUCGGGUUUGUCGCCGAUGAAGCCCUCGUGAUCGGCUUUCCCGGUGACGACAUCUGCGUCGCAGGCGGUUCCACCCGCAAGCUGCUGUAGGAAGGAACAAUUCCUGGGCAGCAACCACGGGAAGUUAGGCAUCAGUUCUUGCCGAUGUCGACUACAAUCUGCAUUUCGUGUGUUUCCAAGCUGAAACUUGCGCACCUAUUUAGUUUGGUUCUGGUGACUACGCGAACGAAAAGGGCCUGGCAACCACGUUAGUGAGCACGAUCCAAGCUCCGGAUCUCGUCCAAGAUAUUUUGGGGUGAAGGUAUUGACAGAACGGAGUCUUGAACCCUGGCUGUACUUUAGGUUGUACCACGAUGUUAUCGGUGUAUGGAUACGUUGUCUUAGGGUUGUCGACAUGUGCGCGGGAGAUUUGAAACCCGACGGAGGCGCAAGUGGAGGCAAAAGAGAACCACAUGUACGCGCAUUUGGCUGAAGCUUAUGGAACUAAAAUCCAAUUUGAGAGUCUUAUGGAAGUCACCGAGAGGCCAGAGCGGGUUGCCGGCAGAAAUCUUCUCGAAUACGUGGCAUUGACGUCCUAUAUGCUAUCACUCGGGGCUCGUUCGUAUGGCAAGAGCUCUCUGGGAAACAAUCAGGACAUGCUCUGUUUUGUCUGGUCGAUGAAUGUGUAGAGCUAGGGCCGGCUCUUAAGAAGGUAGUUUUGGCAGAGGCUGGGUUUCUUUCCGAAGGUUACGAGGCAAAUGGCCGCGAUAUAUUGUUUUUUGGUGUAGACGUUCUCAACCGGGCUCACAUGUGGUGCUCAGGUUCCUAGAUUAGACUUGUGUGGUAUGAGUUUUUCCAGGCUUGCAUUCAGGGUCUUUACUGCCAAGUUUAGAGUGCGAGCACCAACUGCUGUAUGCUUGGAGACUGUGAAGGGUUGUUGGUGGUCCUUGACGGCAGUAUCAAGGCCGUUUCGAAUGUAUUCCGGAUAGACGAAGUGACAGCGAGAUCAAAAUUGGAAGAAAGGAAGAACAAGCCCAAAAGGCAUUCAGCCCAAACGGGGAAAAACAAGCUACAAAU
Messenger RNA from Ectocarpus siliculosus, 2073 nucleotides. The record is from the annotation of a GenBank genome assembly. Lineage: Eukaryota; Phaeophyceae; Ectocarpales; Ectocarpaceae.